Messenger RNA from Cannabis sativa, 3481 nucleotides. Its product is annotated as G-type lectin S-receptor-like serine/threonine-protein kinase At4g03230. The record is from RefSeq and is a predicted model, not a curated record. Lineage: Eukaryota; Viridiplantae; Streptophyta; Magnoliopsida; Rosales; Cannabaceae. Gene Ontology annotation, biological process: recognition of pollen; protein phosphorylation. Bases 348 to 3335 code for a protein of 995 amino acids. The transcript is spliced from 7 exons. Gene Ontology annotation, molecular function: protein serine/threonine kinase activity; ATP binding.
AAAAAAAAUUAACAUCUAAUGUGUUCAAUGUUCAUCUCAAAAUUAGAUCUGUCAAACACAUAGUUGUAAUAUCAAUUCUUGUCCGCUUCCGUUUUAGUAUCCUGACUAGUUCAAUGUUCAUGUUUUAACUGUGACUGAAUAUAAUGACUAGCGUUAUUGUGUCGAUUUUUGACUGUACUGAUGAAUCGGUCUUUUCUAUACUCCUGAAGUCCAUACACGUUGACCUGGUCAUCUCUUAUUCAUAUUAUGCAAAACUUUGGGAAUUCACAGACAACAUAAUAAAAUUGUUGUCCGUUGAUUUUUAACGUCACCGGACAUCUCUGUUCUUUCUUCUUCCCUUGCCAACAAUGGCGCUUUUCUGCUCCUCACCUCUGCUCUUCUUUACCAUGUUCAUGUUAUCAUUCAUCUUUUUGAUGUGUUAUUCUACUGAUACCAUGAAUUUGAUGAACGGUCCCAUUAAAGACAGCCAAAAUGAGUCUCUAGUUUCAGCUGGAAAUAGAUUCGAACUGGGGUUCUUUACCCCAGAAGGAAGCUCUCCUAACAAGAGGUAUUUGGGCAUUUGGUAUUACAAGGUAUCACCAAAGAUUGUAGUAUGGGUUGCCAACCGGGACAAACCACUGUUAAACACCAAUGGAGUUUUUGUCGUUUCCAAUGAUGGACAACUUAAGGUAACAGAUGAGAAAAGCGGGGAUAUGCAUUGGAGAGCCAACGUUAGUAGUCGUUUACAGCCUUCUGUCACGAGGGAAGUGACUCUCAUGGAUUCUGGAAACCUAGUUUUGAGUGAUGUACUUUAUAGUAGAGGUGUUGUGUUAAGCAGAACACAUGUAUGGGAAAGCUUUCUUAAUCCUACUGAUACAUUUCUUCCUGGUAUGAUGAUGACUUUGAAGAUGAAGUUGACUUCAUGGACAAGUCAAGAUGACCCUAAACAGGGGGAAUUUGCUUUCCUGCAGCUUGAUACUAAGAGAGAAGAGUACCCGUACAUGAUACAGAGAGGGGUUUCGAAAGCCACAUUUUGGAAAAGUUCAAGUCAGCCUAAUCCAGAAUAUCCAGACAGUUUUGGUGGUAUUUCACCCAUUGCACACUAUUUUCUAACAAAUUUCACUAGAGUAUCAAGUACUAAUACUUCGAAUUCGUACCGUAUGAUGAAAGGUUGGAAGGGAGAGGUUAUAUCACCUUAUGUGUCUAAUUACAGUAACAGUAGACUGGUGAUGAGCUUCAAUGGACAGAUACAAUUCUACAUGUGCCUUCAUAGCGUAGUUAAUUGCUCUAUCAAAUUAUCACCAAGUGACCCAUGCCAUGUUUAUGAAGUUUGUGGCGAAUUUGGUGUCUGCAAUAGUAAGAAUGCCGUCUUGUGCAGGUGUUUACCUGGGUUUCAACCCAAAAACCAAAGUGCUUGGGACUCUGGAAACUUUAAGGAUGGGUGCGUAAGUAGAUCAGUUAUGCCCUGCAACAAAAAUUAUUUUGGAAACGAUUUCUUACAUUUGAAAAACAUCAAAGUGGGAAAGCCUGGUAAGACUUUAACAGAUGUAGAAGAUGAUGAAAAAUGUAAGGAACAUUGUUCUGACAAUUGUAACUGUACUGCUUAUUUAUUCACAACUGAGGGCAGAAGACCCUCGUGCUGGAUAUGGACCGAUGGACUAGAAAAUAUUCAAGAGGAUAAUGAUAAUGAUGCUGAAUCUUACAUCAAUGUUCGUGUGGAAUUAUCUAAAACAGAAACAUUUAAAAAAAGCUGUAAAGCUUGUGGUGCAAAUAUAAUUCCCUAUCCAUUGAGCACAAGUUCUGAUUGUGGGGAUCCUUUGUACUCCGAUUUCACAUGUGACACAAAUUCUGGGGAGGUUUUCUUUCAGGCUCUCCAUCACAAGUACCGAGUAACAAACAUCGAUCCAGUGCACAGAAAAUUCACUGUUCAGUUGACUGAAGAAUUGGGUUGUACAGCUUCCGUGCAAAUGCUCAAUCAGUCCUUAGGCUAUACCGUAAGCAGGGGAUGCAGUAGUUUGCAGAGUUCUAUCGUUCCUAAUAUGUUUCCCUUCUUUAGUAGAGCACAAAUAAUAGAACUAGAAAUUCAGUGGAAUAAACCACUAAGACCACCUUGUAAGACAACUUCGGACUGCGAUGAGAUUGUAAACUCAGAUUGCAAUGAUGCAAAAGAAGAUGGAUCAAGAAGGUGCACUUGCCUUAAACAUUUUACGUGGGAUUCUGAGAGCUUAACGUGCAUAUAUGAGGGAACUGGCGGAAGAAUCGAAGUAAAUCAAGCCCUUCACUUAUAUGACAGUGAGAGGAGUAUUGUAGACUUUAUGCAGACAGGUCAAUUUAAAGAAGAAGAGAAGAAAAACAUUGAAGCACCAUUUGUUGUUUUGGAAAGCAUACUGGUUGCUACAAGUUACUUUUCAGAAGAUAACAAGCUUGGACAAGGAGGGUUUGGCCCAGUUUAUAAGGGAAAAUUUCCAGGGGGACAAGAAAUUGCCAUAAAGAGGCUUUCAAGUGGAUCAGGACAAGGCUUGUUGGAGUUUAAAAAUGAGGUUAUGUUGAUUGCUAAACUUCAGCAUCGGAAUCUUGUUAGACUGUUAGGCUAUUGUAUUGAAGGAGAUGAAAAAAUAUUACUCUAUGAAUACAUGCCAAACAAAAGCUUAGACCUCCUCCUAUUUGAUCGAACAUUGUGUGUGCUGCUGAAAUGGGAGAUGCGCUUUAACAUCAUACUAGGAAUUGCAAGAGGGCUUAUUUAUCUUCACCAAGAUUCAAGAUUAAGGAUUAUCCAUAGAGAUUUGAAAACAAGUAACGUUCUACUAGAUGAAGAGAUGAACCCAAAAAUUUCCGACUUUGGCUUGGCAAGGAUUUUUGGAGGCAAACAAACUGAGGCAACCACGGCAAGAGUAGUUGGAACAUAUGGUUAUAUGGCUCCAGAAUAUGCAUUAGAUGGGUUUUUCUCAAUCAAGUCGGACGUGUUCAGUUUUGGAGUUGUCAUCCUUGAGAUUAUUAGUGGGAAAAAGAACACAGGGUUUUAUCAGUCAAAUCAAGUGUUGAGCCUUCUAGGUUAUGCAUGGAAAUUGUGGAGAGAAAACAGGCCAUUAGAUUUUAUGGAUGCAGCGCUACGUGAAACGUGUAAUGCAAAUGAAUUCUUAAGGUGUAUAAAUGUAGGACUGUUGUGUGUACAAGAAGACCCAGAAGAUCGUCCCACAAUGUCAAAUGCGGUUUUCAUGCUUGGGAGUGAAACGGCAACAAUCCCCAAUCCUAAGCAACCAGCCUUUGUUAUCAGAAAAUCUCUUUCAUCGACAGGGUCUUCAAGUAAAGGGGUGUCCAUUAACGAGUUCACAGCUACGUUAGAACUAGGCCGUUGACAAUGAAGAUCACUACAGUGAGCCCAGUAAAAAAGUUUGGGGACAAAAGUGCUUUAAAUGCCUAGUAAUAAUUUAUAUAUAAAAUAUAUAAUUGCUGUUUAAAUUAAAGAUAUGUUAUAGCAGAUAUGCAAUUGCAGUUCUAGAAA